Molecule: messenger RNA, 4965 nt
Organism: Plenodomus lingam JN3
Lineage: Eukaryota; Fungi; Ascomycota; Dothideomycetes; Pleosporales; Leptosphaeriaceae
Source: RefSeq, a predicted model, not a curated record
AUGCAGGCAAAGCUUGAACAUGGACUGGGCGUACCAGUACCAGAGAAGAAACUGCGGGAAAUUGCCAGAAAUGUGGGCAAUGUCUUGGGAAAGUUGGACUCUAUGGACGAUGUGAAAAAUCUGCACAGUGUUACUGAUCCUGUGCUCGAGACUGCAGAUAUACCGGACCUGGAAUCUGGGCACCGCGCUGCUGCAUCUAAUGCGCUAUGUGCUAUCAUCGACCAUUGUCGAAAUCACGGUUCUGAAAACGUGCUAAGUGCGAUACUAGAAGACUCGAUCUGGCUGAGAAUUUUUCAAAUCUAUCUCCACAGAUCUGGUGAAGCGAAAGGAAAAUCUAUGAGACAGAUUCUUGUGACGUUGACAAAUGUCAUCACGCAAGAUCAAAGUCCAAGUGCUUUGGCGCUGCGCGAGCAAGCUGCCAGUACAUUUCUGGACAUCAUCUGUGAACGACAAGAUCGAUUCAAAGUGAAGCCAGCUUUGCAAGGACUUGCCCACUUGUUACUCAAGAAUACCAUCUCUAUCGCACAGCUAGUCCAAAUAUACGAGAAACAGGCUGCCGCGCUGUCGCAAGGACCUGUAGCAUCCACUAGUCCACAGACGCUCUUCAAGAUCUUCCUAGGAUGGAUCGUACAUCAUGAGACCGCACUAUCUGCGGGUCAUUUGAUUAGGAAUUUCCUUAUUGAAGCUCGGCAAUUGCCGGACUAUAACGUGGAUAUAAAUAACGGCAGUACGGUGCCCCUAUGGAUUUCACCCGUGCUCGAAACGCUCCAAGAUUGGCCAGACCGUAUACUCGAAUUCAAGACACAUGUGUUUCCCCACUGCUUUCUACCAAAUAUCGAAGAGUAUCUGCGCUUCCUCUCCGUUCUGGAUUUUGUGACACACGUCCAACCACUGGGCACAAUCCCUGAGUCACUACACAAUCUCAACUGGAGUCAGUAUAACCUUAGCAAGGCAGAAAAAUUCAGGUUAUUACUUGCUGCAUUCGAGAGUGGAACGGAACUGUCUAUCCUUCGUGUUUUCGAUCAAAGAACAUCUGCCAGUAUACAAGUUCGUAAUGGAGCGUUAUUUCUUCCAGACAAUAUAUUCGGUGCUUGGAUGUCACAUGCCGAGCCUGAAGUCAGACUCGCUGGCAUGUUCCUCUCAAUAUAUUCUGUUUCAGUCACAAAACCUCUGAACUAUGGCGCCCUCAAGGCGCUGAGGCAGAAUCUGGUACAUCUUCAUACCGAAACCGACCCGUACUUUCGCCGGGAGGUACUUGGUAACACACAAAGGCUUUUUGAUAGGCUCCGAGCUUGCACAGCUACAAAUGCAAGAGCUAAGUGUAAACAAGUUGCAAAUAGUCAACACCGAAUAUCAGUGCCAAGAAUUUGUCGCGACCAAGAAUCCUCAUUCCGCAAACAAUUGUACCAGAAUGUUGAUCUGGGCCCAGUCACUUUCUUGACUUGGUACUUGGGGUUCUUGGAACGCGAAUUACGUCCAACUGCAACAUACCAGAGGAGGAUAACCGCAUUGCGAGCACUCACGAUUGUCUUGCGUUCCGGCCUUGAUCCCGGAGUACCUCAAUCUGAUCUCUCAAAGUCUGCUCAAGGACAGUUGAAUUGGGCUCAUGGUGUUCAAAUUGCGAAUGUCAGACUGGUACGAGUCCUGCUAGACCUGGUCCUUGACGCGUUCGACGACGUGCGCGACACAGCUGUCUUGGUGUUGAAACUUUGCCUUUCAGCUCUGCCACAAGAUGAACAGCAUGAGGUACUUGCCAUCUUGCCGGUGUUUCUGCAUCGAGCCGAGUCUCUUAUGCUUCGCACAGGGCGUGCUGAUCAAGCAGAUGGCAUCGCUCGGGCUUAUAGUCUGAUCUUUACCCUUGCAAACAACUAUUUCGAAACUUCAGGUCACACGCAAUUCUCAAGCAAACUCAAGUUGUUUGAGCACUUGAAGUCACAACUCCACGAAACACUAGAACUUGCUAAGACCAAUCUCUCCGAGGCUGUCAACCAUAGGCCUGUACAUGGAACAUUUGCGGCACUCACAUACAUUGUCGAUCAACCUGGCUUCUAUGAGAACAUAUCGAGCGAACCACAGCAAUCAAUCGUACAAUGGGUAAAGUCCCAUUGUGCUAUUGUGAAUAAUGUAGAGUCGCUAUGGUUGUGCGUCCACCACGUGCUUUGCGCAGAUGCACCCGAAGGCCAUGUUCCGGACGAGAUUGAAGAAGAGGCUAGCUUGGAUACUAAGGAAAUACUCAGUUAUUCAUGGCGUGGACUCAAAGAAGCCAGUACUCUUCUUGGAACUGUUGUGACCAAAGCUCCGAUUGGUCAUGGCGAUCGCGAUUUCUUAACGCCCGAGUCGUUCGAGCAGUUGGGCCGGCUCUGUUUCACUCAACUUCUAGAACUUCGUCAUCGCGGGGCAUUCUCUACAGUUUCCCAGACCUUUGCAGCCUUCUGUAGACGCUGCGUAACAUCGAGAAUCCCAGAACUACAAGCAUUGCCAGAGGCUUGGUAUCAGGAAACACUUCGCUCUAUCCAAGUCAAGGCAGAUGCUAUCACCCGAAGAUCUGCAGGCAUUCCCGCCCUCAUGACCGCAUUGCUUGCCGCAGAAGCGCAGCCUUCUGGGAGCUUAUUCCCUCGUGCUAUGCAAGAUCUCGUUGCGGAGACUUUGGUAGAAGCGAAAAGCGCUAAUAUUGAGGAUAGUCGACUACCUCAAGUUCAUGCACUCAACUGUAUCAAGGAAAUUUUCACAACAUCCAAAUUAAGCGUAGCAUCGGAAGCAUACAUCGGAAAGGGUCUUGAAUUGGCCGCCAGAAUGCUGAACUCUGAUAUAUGGCCCAUUCGCAAUUGUAGUCUCAUGCUUUUCAAAGCACUAAUCGAGAGACUUUUGGGUAGCGACGAAGCACAAGAUUGGAAGGAGCGCGAUCGGACGAAGACGUCUCGCUUUUCUUAUGACUUUUUCCCUGCCUUACCGAAGAUGCUCUCGGAUCUGCUCGAUCACAAUGGUCCACUGAAGCAAUCGAUGGCUGGUACGUUGGACAGUAACUCACCAUUCGAUCUCCACGGCGCCGAGGGUGUUUUCCCCGCGCUUCAGAUCUUGCGUCAAGCGAGACCACCCCAAGAGCACCUAGAUGUCAUUCAAAACGCGGUGACAGAGUUACUCUCAAGUCCGCAUUGGCAUUUACGAGAUAUGGCCGCACGUACCGUUGUUUCGAUGCGAGCAACAAGCCAACUCUAUGCCGUGAAGAUUUCUUUGUUGUCAACACUGCCUAUAUCUACGAACCGACAACAUGGUGUGCUCUUGGCCGUCAAAUAUAUGUACAUCAAGCUUUUGAAAAACUCGUCUGACUUCUCAACUGAAAAGCUCGGUACUCUGAUGGAGAAUUUGGGCACUUAUGCCAACGACUGGUAUACCACAAGCGACUGCCCAUUGAUUCGGUCAGCAUUCCUUGACAUCGUUUCCGUUUGUGGUAUUAAUAUGUUGCGCCGGCCGGAUGCUCUUUCAAUACUGCCUGCCUGGCAGCAACUCACCGCAUCUAUAUGUAUAGGACCGGCGUAUGCUCUCCGUGUUAGCCACCGUCCCGGCAACGCUCUACUUCAGACGUCUUUGGCGCAGAUAUUUUUUAUCGAUCGAGUUAUUAUGCGUGAUGACGCCUUAGACAGCUCAGUAUCCGAGGACUAUCAGGGUAUCGAUGAAGCACUCUUGAUGCUUGUCGCAGAUGACGCAGACACGUGCUGCGCAGCGCUAGAAACGCUUGAAACUGUCAUCAGGCUCGAGGCCACCAACGGACUCACCAUCCCUCUCGUGCUUGUCCUGACUGCUAUACAUAAAGUCAUUCUCAACGCUGCCGACCCCGAGGUCAUUGCAAAAGCGCAGGCAGUGCUUGCAUCCGCUCUUCAAGAUGACUACCUUCGUUUGGACUUCUUCAGAUCUAUCACCACACAUCCGACCAUCCUCACCCUCGAGAAACUGGAAACACAGUGCCUCAAGGAGCCACCGUCAAAUAAGCAAAGUGCACUACGUCUUCUCGGCUUCUUCCUAGACUUCGCGUACUACAACCUAUCUGGCCAGCGACGCAUAAUCCUGCUCGCUAUCUCACGAUACAUUCGCCUCCUCCGCAUAACCAUCAUCGACACCAACCCCUUCGAUACUCGCUUCGCUGCCGCGCAAUCCCUCGCCGCACUAUCACACAUCUACACAGCCACCCCUACAUCUACAGCCAUGGGACCCCUCAUCCUUGCCCUAAGCCUACUCCUCUACGACCUCCUCUCAGACGACGACGAUGAGAUCCGCGACCUAACUGCCAACACCACAAACAGCUUCCUCCGCUCCCAACGCAUUCAUAACCUCUCCCACCGCAAACCCCUCCAAAAUACACCCCCCUUACUAACCGCAUCUCGCCUUGCCCACUAUCUUUCCACCACCUUCCCCUCCUCCCCUUCCUCAGCAAACCUCCUCUCCACCGCCCUUCGGCGUCUCACAGACACCGCCCCCUACCCAACCCCCCUUUUCACAACCCCCUUCUCCAUCACCCUCGCUCAAAACCGUAAACAAGACUCGGCCCUCUUCGCAACAGAGAAACAAAAUCUCUACUACGACCCCACCCUCGACAUACCAAUAUGGACUUAUAUCCUCAAAUCCUGCACUGCGGUACCCCGCGGCGCAAGCGCACAUCUCGCUGCGUGGGUGCUGUCUGGUCUUGAGGUGUUGACGGGCACGGCGGAGAGGGAGCACGACGGCGCGUUGGGGUGGGUGAGCAAGGGUGAAGUUUUUGCGCUGGUGGGGCGGGUGCUUGGGGGCGCGGAGGUGGUGUUAGGGUGGAGAGGGGUGGAGAGGGAGCAGGUUUUGGUUGGGUUGGUGCGGUUUGCGGAAACGGGGAGACGGAGGGGUGUUCAUGGGUUGGUUGUGCAGAAGGUGGAAGGGAUUUUGGAGAGGGAUGUCUUGGGGAGUUUGAGGAGGGUGAGGGGUGGGUUGGUGGGAGUUUAA